AUGUGGCAUUCCUCAAGGCCCACGCUCGGGUUCCCCCUCGGCAUGGCGCUCCUGCUCCUCGUCAUCUUCUCCCUCGGUGCCAUCUUCUCCUGCUGCUACCACUGGGACAGGCUCCGCUCCCUCCUCCGGUCUCGGCAUCCCGGCAUGCUCCAGGAAGGUCCGCACACCGUCAUCUCAAUUGGAUCGGCGCCGAGCAAGGCUGCCUCCGAGCACAAGAGCGAGAAAGCUGGAAAGGAGUGCGGGUUGCCCGUGAUCAUGCCCGGGGAUAACAUCGCGAAGUUCUACGCGAGGCCCUGCCCGCACGAGGCGUGUUUAGCUGCAGCAGCAGCAGCAGCAGCAGAGAAGGGCGAAGUCGAGGUUACAACAAGGACGUGUUUGGUUGACAGCACAACCUCCAUCCAGGAUUUGGGGGACAAAUUUGGCUGUUUGUGCUGUAUUGGCAAGCUGGUCCUCGACAAUGCUGUUGGCAGCUGCUUGAAGGAUGGGGGAGAAGACAUCGGCUCCAAGAGAUUUUUUCAAUGUGUGGAAAUAGUAUAUUUGCUAGAAAAGAUAAAGAGCUCUGUGGAACUCGGCCUCUGCUAUGCUUUUUCAUGCCCUUCUCCCCAUUUUUAG
Triticum turgidum subsp. durum (durum wheat) is the source of this 612-nucleotide messenger RNA. NCBI's taxonomy places the organism in Eukaryota, Viridiplantae, Streptophyta, Magnoliopsida, Poales, Poaceae. The record is from the annotation of a GenBank genome assembly.